AUGCCAGCUGCUGAACAGCAAGAUAUAGUGAGCAAACUAUCAGAACGUCAAAAGCUUUCGUGGAGCGAGUUGACCGAUACCGAGAAGCAGGCUGCUUGGUACAUAUCCUAUGGUGAAUGGGGACCAAGAAGGCCAGUUCACGGCAAAGGUGAUGCCAGUUACAUCGCCAAGGGAGUUGCUCUUGGUUUGAUAUUCUCUGUUGGCCUGUUCGCUUUUGCCAGACAAUUCGGUGGCGAGGCUCCAAAGACCAUGACCAAAGAGUGGCAAUUGAAGUCUGACGAAUACUUGAAGUCGAAGAACGCUAACCCAUGGAACGGUUACUCCCAAGUUCAAUCGAAAUGA
This is a messenger RNA of Torulaspora globosa, 342 nucleotides long. RefSeq lists its product as uncharacterized. NCBI's taxonomy places the organism in Eukaryota, Fungi, Ascomycota, Saccharomycetes, Saccharomycetales, Saccharomycetaceae. The coding region runs from base 1 to 342 and encodes 113 amino acids. The record is from RefSeq and is a predicted model, not a curated record. The transcript has a single exon. Gene Ontology annotation, biological process: mitochondrial electron transport, cytochrome c to oxygen.